Messenger RNA from Aspergillus fijiensis CBS 313.89, 818 nucleotides. RefSeq lists its product as uncharacterized. NCBI's taxonomy places the organism in Eukaryota, Fungi, Ascomycota, Eurotiomycetes, Eurotiales, Aspergillaceae. The record is from RefSeq and is a predicted model, not a curated record. The transcript is spliced from 2 exons. Bases 111 to 524 code for a protein of 137 amino acids.
AGAUGGGCUACAGAUUAUAGUUAUGACUAGGAUCAUAGCUCUGUAAAUGCUUGGGUCCUCGUCCGGGGACUCGAUGCAAGUGAUGCAUGCACUGUACCUUGCUUCUAUAGAUGUUGGGCUUGGAGGGGUGGUUGGAACGGAACAUACAAGCAUGGCAAGGUCGCUCGGAGUUUAAGGAUCCCAACUUCCCCCCACGUCCGCGUGGUCGAUUCGGUUUAUGGCUGCAGGUACUGUACCUUGCUGCUUUCACGGACACAAACGGGAUGGUUGUUUGCUCGGGUGAUGGAAUAUUCUCUUGCACGAUCGAUGCAAGGGUGCUCGACUGUGACACUCUACGAUACUCGGUGACAGAGCAGGCAGCGAGGAAUGUAUCUGCUUUGGCUUACAGCCAGCCAGCCUUCGAGCAAUCGCCCAAGUUACUGCUCGAAUCCAUAUCUCGAGUUAUCGGCAAGCUAGGAUCACUUCCUCCGAUUGUCUCGAUAGAGCUGCUUGUGGGACUGAGGACCACUGCUAUGCGACCAUGAGCUGAGCAGCAUGUGCGUCAGAGCCCCUCAUUAUCAGUGAGCGACACAUUCCCGGCUCUGACAUGCACUGACUAUCUGGUCCAAUGGCAUCCAGACCCCGUCAGUUCCUCAUCUCAUCCCUAGAAAGCACAGGCGACGCAGGCAAGUGGUGCAGGCAUUCAAAUCAGUCUCCCUGCAGAUCAGUCGUUGGUCAAUCGAGAGCCGAGAACUUUAUACUUGGUGCCAACAUCCUCAAGCCCAGCGCAUGACCUCAAUUGUUGCAAGGCCAUAGGUCGGAUGGGCUGCAAAACACCC